Babesia bigemina is the source of this 2724-nucleotide messenger RNA. Its product is annotated as ADAPTIN, ALPHA/GAMMA/EPSILON domain conatining protein,putative. Bases 1 to 2724 code for a protein of 907 amino acids. Gene Ontology annotation, cellular component: AP-2 adaptor complex; membrane coat. NCBI's taxonomy places the organism in Eukaryota, Apicomplexa, Aconoidasida, Piroplasmida, Babesiidae. Gene Ontology annotation, molecular function: clathrin-cargo adaptor activity. The record is from RefSeq and is a predicted model, not a curated record. The transcript is spliced from 3 exons. Gene Ontology annotation, biological process: intracellular protein transport; clathrin-dependent endocytosis.
AUGGCGGCGCAGCCUGUGCGCGGUCUCGUGAAAUUCAUCACGGACCUGAACGGCCUGGCUACCUACCGGGAGCGCGACCACCGCGUCCGGGAGGAGCUGUCCAAAAUCCACUCACGCUUCGAUGAGCGCGGCAUGAGCGGCUACGAGAAGAAGAAGUGCAUGCUGAAGCUGCUGUACAUUCACUUGCUCGGCUACGAUGUGGAUCUGGGCCACGUGGAGGCCGUCCAGCUGAUGGCGUCGUCGUCCUACCAGGAGAAGGCGGCUGGCUACAUGGGCGUGGAGGUGUUGCUCGGCGACCUGCCGGAUCUGCGCCGCAUGGCGAUAAACACGACUCUGGAGGACCUGCAGAGCGCUGUUGAGCACGUGAAGGCGCUUGCGCUGAGCCACGUCGCCAACAGCUGGUGCGAGGAGCUGCGUGAGCGGAUCUUCGACGACGUGCUGCGGAUGCUCAAAGCGGUGCCGAUUGAGUCUUCCAUGCUGCGCAAGAAGCUGUACAUGUGCGUGCUGCAGUUCCUGCGCCUCAACAGCGCGCUCUUUCGGCUCCACGAAUGGAAGCGGAAGAUGUUCGACCUGCUUUCGCAGGAGGCUGACUUCGGGUGCCUGAUGGCUCUGUCUAACCUGCUGAUCGGGUUCGUGCGCCUGCACCCCGGCGAGUGGGACCACUGCGUGCCGUUGAUUCUCGAGGCGCUGAUGCGGCUGCUGUCCGGCACCGUGGUGGGCGAGCGCUACUACUCGCUGAACUCGCCCUGGCUGCUGUGGAAGCUGCUGAACGUGCUCGCCCUCGUCGAGCCCUGCCCCAACGCGCGCUACAGCAACACGCUGAACCAUGUAGUCGGCCGGCUGGUCGACCGCAUGCUGUCGAUAAAGCUGCCGACGUCUAAUCGUCCGAUGGGCGGCGGGGAGGAGGAGCGCGCCAAGAUGAUGGCGUGGCUGCUGCGCAUGUCGAUCGCGCUGGAAUCUGUGCGCGUGAUAGUCGUGUGGCUGCCCCAUAUGCCUUCGUUUUCCGUGGAGCCCGUCGUGGACUUUUUGACGCGGAUGCUUGCGUCGCAGGCGUCGCACGUGUACAUCAACGCCCUGGAGAUGGCCGAGAAGAUGCUGGAGAACGAGCAGCUCCUGGUGGUGCUGAAGGAGCGGCUGCCGCAGUUCCUGGCGCUCUUCGCCUCCAACGACCCCACCGUCAAGUGCCGGACCCUGUUCGUGGUUUCGCACCUCUGCGACAAGGACAACUGGAACCAAGUGAUCCCCGAGAUGCUGUCAGUGCUGCGCGAAUCCGACGUACCGACGCAGAACUACGCGGUCCCGCUGCUUCUGGACGCCCUGCAGCGCUGCGUGCCGCUGGACUCGCUCUACAUCGACUUCGUGUUCAAGAUGAUGCAGUACGUGCACGACGAGUCCGUCUUGCAGGGCGUGCCCGCCGUGCUGCACGACAAGCCGGCGCGCUUCGGGGAGCUGCUGGCGUCCCGGUGCAUCUCUGCGUUGCGCCAGGGCCCCGUGAACGACGCCAUACUGCGCAUCUGUGCCGCAAGCCUCGGCGAGUACGGCCAUUUGAUCGAGAAGGAGUUGUGCUGCAGCGAGCAGGCGAGGCUGCUGCAGCGCUACUUCCCGCUGGGCUCCGGGUGCACCCAGUGCGUGGUGCUGACUACGCUGGCCCGCCUUGCAAUCAGGGACCGGUCACUGUGGGAGAAGGUGGAGCGUUUCCUCGACUCGCAGGCCGUCCACCCCGAUGUCUGCGUGCAGUCCACGGCAUGCGAGCUUGUUCGGCUCAUGUUGCUGGGUAGCUCGGUGCUUGAGAGCGUCGUCAACGGCGACCACGGCCGGCGUGGCCCCGCUGACGCGAUCGAAUCCGUCGAGCCCAAGGUGCUGAGCAUCUCCGACGUGGAUGAAUCCCCGGCACACAAUCGCAACGCGGUUACCGUCCGCCGUCAAACUCGUGCUGCAUCCGCGUCUUCUCGUGCCUCUUCGUCUUCUGCAUCUUCUACUCCUUCUUCUUCGUCGUCGUCAUCCAGGUCCCACUCCGCCUCCUCCAGCUCGUCCGCCACCCCGACCGCCCCGUCCUCCAUGAGCUUCGAGGACGAGGCAGCCGACGGCCGUCUGCUGCGCGAGCGCAUGCUGUCCGACUCGCCCGGGCCGCUGUUCGACGACGGCGUGCUGUCGGUCUGGGUGGAGCAGGCCUACCGUCGCCACGAGGCCAAAGUGAUGGUUAGGAUCACCGUGAGCGCCCGCAGUGCGCGGGCAAUCCGAUGCAUCCACAUCACCAGCGCGUCCCUGCGCUGCGACACCGGGCUGGACGGCACUGAACACAACUCCGUGAAGGGCAGGCUGGGACCCGGCGAGGAGAUGGGCCACCGCCUCUCAUUUGUGCUCAACAGGUCUUACGGCGAGCUACCCAGCUACAAAGUGCGCUACGUUGUGCAACGGGCGUCCGGCCGCAAAGAGGAGGGCGAGGCUACACUCCGCCUGCCGGUCGGCGUCCACAAGUUCCUCACGCCGCUGAUUGCCGGUGAGGACCACUUCGACAGCAUGUGGUCGUCACUGAGGUCGCACGAGUCGUCGCGCGAGAUCUCCGUCGGCUGCAGCAUGUCCGCCGCCUGUGAGAUAGUGCGGCGUUGCGCGCGCGCGCACGUGGUCGAGGUAGGUGACCGUGGCGGUUUUCUCACCGCGUCGUCAGGAGUCCGAGAGCGAGUCGUGGUUCGCAUGUUGCUGCGAGUGUGCGAACAAAUCUAG